GAUUUAUCACACGGCACGCUCGAAAUUUCGAUCGGAAAGAUCGGGCACUGUAACUGUUCCAGACUGCGCAUGCUGUGCAGCGGGCCCUUAAGUGGACUUGCAUUUGUCGUACGUGCCAGCCAGUACCAGCACUUACUCGCUACAGCUACCACAGGCACAUAAAGUCACAAGCAAGUACAUCUCGUACGCACAGUGUGCCUUGUAGUACAGUACAGCAUCCAUCGUCGACUUAAGUGGAUGAGUUGUGCUUAUCUGCUCUUCUCUACACACAAACCUCAUCUUUCUUCCCUCCACGACUGACGCUCCACCAAACAAAUUAUUAUUAUUCGGUCGACCAAUAGAGUCGUUUUUGGAGCCCUACACAGCGACCUGGCACUAGUACUGAAUAGAAUUAAUGCCUCAAGUUCAGCAUUACGGAGCUAGUACCGCAAAUGUUAUGAUAUUCUUUAUCACUCUCCUCUGUGCUUCUCAAGUCUAUGCUUCUUGCACGUCGAUGGAUUCGACUGACUGCACUUCAAGCCCCACGUCGACUAUCAUCGGUAUUGCUAUUGGCGGAACAGUCAUUCUCUUGAUCAUGAUCUGCGUUAUCAGGAUUCGUCGCCGCCAAAGACUCCAACAACGUACUACCCAGACAACCUUGGUGUAUGCAACACCUAGUAACAGCUAUGGCAGGCGACAAUCGAAUGUGUAUCAUCCAUACCCCACUCAGUCACGAUGCCCUCCUGGCCUACAGUCAUCAAGACCUGUCCCCGGUCAAAUGAAUUCGUUGAACCGACAGGGAAUGACUGUAGCACCCUCGUUUCCUCAACCAUCACACCCAUCUCCGAUGACACACUCUGCACACACGCGAUCACCGACCUCGCCUUCUCCAACCCACUACUCAUAUUCAAACCAGACCCCACGCACUUCACCCUCUUCCCAAAAUUCAACCCGCUUACCCCCCGGGUUUCCUCUCUCCCCUUCUUCCCCUUCGACAUAUUCACGGAUCUCUGCUGAUCCCUCCACUGUUCAAACACCGUCCACUCCGGCAGCAUACACUCCACAUGCCACGCCCGUCGGGCGUCCAUCACCUCCAGAGAAUAUGGAGAUGCGUCCGUUGAGUGUGAAUGCGGGAGUUGAGAAUGAUGAACCUCCACCAGCCUAUACAGUUUAACAGUAUGUAGCAUCUUAAGGACUGUCGUACGAUAUACCCAAUGUUAAGCAGGAACUUAUCACAAUUACAUGAAAAGGGUGUGAAGAACAUUAAUGCUGUCCACUUGAUUUUUUUUAGUUUUCUUUCAUUGUUUCUCGACGACCUGAUAUCGUUUCACUGUGGUCACCCGCUAGAACCUGCGUGUUUUUGAA
This is a messenger RNA of Suillus subalutaceus, 1344 nucleotides long. RefSeq lists its product as uncharacterized. The record is from RefSeq and is a predicted model, not a curated record. The transcript is spliced from 3 exons. NCBI's taxonomy places the organism in Eukaryota, Fungi, Basidiomycota, Agaricomycetes, Boletales, Suillaceae. The coding region runs from base 395 to 1153 and encodes 252 amino acids.